Arabidopsis arenosa is the source of this 4624-nucleotide messenger RNA. The record is from the annotation of a GenBank genome assembly. NCBI's taxonomy places the organism in Eukaryota, Viridiplantae, Streptophyta, Magnoliopsida, Brassicales, Brassicaceae.
AUGGCAUUAAUCAAUCGAAAUUGAGAAUCAUAAAAAACGUAUACAAUGUCAUCAUCAACAACGACAGAAUCGGAUUCAACAUCUCUACCUUCUUCUCGCGUCGGUAGAGCAAAUUCCGACGGAAUCAUCGACACUACACCAUUUCUUCUUCCCACUGUUACAAGAACCAUAAGCGUAGAUGAAGAAUCAAAUCCAAUUCAUCGAUCCGCUAGACGACAAGGUCUAAGAGAAGCAGCGAGGUUCCUCCGUCACGCUGGUAGCCGGAGAAUGAUGCGUGAACCAUCGAUGCUCGUUAGAGAAACCGCUGCUGAGCAAUUGGAAGAGAGACAAAGUGAUUGGGCGUAUUCUAAACCUGUGGUGUUUCUUGACAUUUUGUGGAAUCUAGCUUUUGUUGCGAUCGGUGUUGCUGUUUUGAUUCUUAGCCGUGACGAGAAGCCUAAUAUGCCGUUGAGAGUUUGGGUUGUUGGUUAUGGGAUUCAGUGUUGGUUACAUAUGGCUUGUGUUUGUGUUGAGUAUAGGCGGAGGAGAAGGCGACGUCACCGAUCUUCGUCGGAGGAUGGUGGUGGUCCUGGGUUUACGAAUUCUUCGCAGCAGCAAUAUGUUUCGUUAGCGCAAUUGGAGGAUAGAGGAGAGACUAGUUCAAGCUUGAUGUGGAACAUUGUUGCAAUUGAUCUUGUUACAGAGUUAGAUAGUUUAGGAGGCCAAACACUAUCUGGUGACUCUCCUCAGCUCUAUUGGCUGUGUAUCAUUUUUCUCGGUUUCGAUGUUUUCUUUGUUGUGUUCUGUGUUGCACUGGCUUGUGUUAUCGGCCUUGCUGUUUGCUGUUGUCUUCCAUGUAUAAUUGCAAUUCUAUAUGCUGUUGCCGACCAGGAGGGAGCAUCGAAGAACGACAUAGAUCAAAUGCCGAAAUUCAGAUUUACCAAAAUUGGCAAUGAUGAAAAGCUCUCAGGCAAAGCACGGGGAAUAAUGACAGAAUGUGGAACAGAUUCACCUAUUGAACGCUCACUUUCUCCAGAAGACGCGGAAUGCUGCAUUUGUCUCUGUGAAUAUGAAGAUGGAGUUGAACUAAGAGAACUCCCUUGUAACCAUCACUUUCAUUGCGCUUGCAUCGAUAAAUGGCUUCACAUAAACUCUCGAUGCCCGCUCUGCAAGUUUAACAUCUUGAAGAACGCAAACGAACGUUACCGGAACGAUCGCCGCAAGCUCAUGGAGUUUCUUAUGUCGUCGGGUUUGGUAAAGGAGCUUCGUUCCCCUUCUGGUUCUUCUACUUCUCUUUCUCCCGCUGAUUUGGAUGCUCUCAGCGCCGAUUAUGUUUUGGAUUGCGUGAAAUCCGGUGGUGUAGUUGAUGUAUCCAAGGGCACAGAGAAAUACAAUUUUGAGUCAUCAUACCCUGUAACAAUACACUCUGAGUCUAGAGAUUCCUUUUUUCUUGUAUCGAGUCCAGAUAUAGCAGGUUCUCCUCCUCAUCGUAUGCCUCCUCCUCCAGUUAACAUGGAAAAAUCCAGUAACAAUGGCCCAGACAUGUCAUGCCACAUAGAUUCUUCUAAUACUUCUUCAUCUAGAGACAACUAUGUAUUUAAAGAGGAAACACCUGACAUCAAACCCGUGAAACCUAUCAAAAUCAUUCCUCUUGGCUUGCCACCCUUGAGAACAGGGUUAUCGGAUGAUGAUUUACGAGAAGCAGCAUAUGAAUUAAUGAUUGCUUCUAUGUUGCUUUCAAGUGUUGAGGCGUAUCCUACUCAGAGAAGAAAAAUAGAAAAAAGCUCAAGACUAAUGUUAAGUUUGAAAAGAAAAGAUAAACCACAUCUACAGCCUCAGAUCUCUAAUACACACUCAGAGGUCAUCAACAUGAUCCGUGUCCAGAUGCAGAUUUCAUCAAAGAUGGAUACAUGCAUACGGAGAAAUCUGGUACAGUUGGCUACAUUAAGGACAGGUGAACAAAUUGAUCUUCCACAGUUAGCAUUGGGGCUUUUGGUUGGAAUAUUCAAAUCAGAUUUUCCUAAUGAAAAACUCUACAUGAAGUGGAAGACUAGACAGGCUAACCUACUUGAAGAAGUCCUCUGUUUCUCACCUAGUCUGGAGAAAAAUGAACGAGCAACUAUGAGAAAAUGCCUUGCAACGAUUAGAGACUCAAAGGAAUGGGAUGUUGUAGUGUCUGCUUCGCUACGGAUUGAGGUUCUAUCGUCUAUAAAGCAGGUCGCUUCAAAGUUGUCAUCACUACCAGGCCGUUGUGGUAUUGAAGAAGAAACUUAUUACUGGACUGCUAUCUACCAUUUGAACAUUAGACUCUAUGAGAAAUUAUUAUUUGGUGUAUUUGAUACUCUUGAUGAGGGUCAAGUCAUAGAGGAUGCCUCAUCAAUGCUUUUCCAUAUGAAAUCAAUUUGGUCGACAUUGGGCAUAACUGAGAAUCUACAUAAUGCAAUAUAUGGAUGGGUUCUUUUUCAACAGUUUGUGUGCACAGGUGAACCAUCUCUUCUAGGGAGCGCAAUUCAGGAGUUGCAGAAAGUUACUUCCGCUGAAAGUGGCAACUCGAAGGAAGAUUUUUAUUUAAGUCAUCUAGUAUGUUCAAGGCAAACCAUUGGAACUGACAUACACUUAGGUCUCGUGAAGGCUAUUUUCACUUCAGUUAGUGCUUGGUGUGAUGAUAAACUUCAGGACUACCAUCUACACUUUGGUAAGAAACCUCGUGAUUUUGGAAUGCUUGUCAAAUUGGCAUCAACAGUUGGACUUCCUCCAGCUGACAGUACCAGAACUGAGCUUAUCAAGCUGGAUACCUUGGGUGAUGAUGUUAGUGAUAAGAUACAAUCCUAUGUUCAGAACUCUAUCAAAGGUGCAUGUGCCAGGGCUGCACAUUUUGCUUACGUGAAAUCUCAUGGUGAGCGUACGCAUGCUCUAGCUCUGCUUGCAAAUGAACUGAGCGUCAUCGCAAAAGCAGAAAUCAAUGAGUUUGUCCCAGUAUUCUCCAAAUGGUUACCCGAAUGUAUGAUGAUCUCGGCCAUGCUGCUACAUCGGUUUUAUGGAGAAAGACUGACGCCUUUCCUUGAAGGAGUUUCAUCCCUCUCUGGUGAUGUUAGAAAAGUAGUCCCUGCUUCUUAUAUUUUACAGGAAGAGUUAACUCAACUGUAUAAUUGCCAUAGCAAAUCCAAGUUGCGCAAACCUUACCUUCACAAGUUGAAGAAUUACGAGAUAGAAAAGGUUGUCAAACCAGUAAUGCUGGACUGGCUUAUAUCUCAACAUGAUCAUAUCUUACAAUGGACUAGGCGAGCUUUUGAAAUUGAGGAGUGGGAGCCUCUAUCAGUUCAGCAAAGACAUGCUGCAUCAAUCGUUGAAAUAUUCAGGAUCAUAGAAGAGACUGUGUCUCAGUUAUUUGGUUUGCAUCUACCUGUUGAUAUCACACAUCUCCAAGCUCUUCUCUCAUUAAUUUACCAUAGCUUGGAUACUUAUCUUCAGAGAGUUUUCGAUCAACUAGUUGACAAGAAGUUUCUGUAUCCGUCAGCUCCUCCUUUAACUCGAUUCACAGAAAAUGUAAUGCCAGUAAUGAAGAGGAAGUCGCUCGAGUUUAGUGAGCCAGAUAAUAAAAUAGUUAAGAAAUUGGAUGAACUGACAAUACCGAAACUCUGCAUAAUAUUGAAUACACUCUGUUAUAUCCAGAAACAAAUCAGUGCAACAGAAGUAGGCAUAAGGAAAUCUUUGACACUUGUUGAAGCCUCUCUCAACAAGAGAUCAGAAAUCGAGACUGAUGAAGUUGAAGUGGAGAAUUCUUUGACGCAUAGUGAAGCUGUUGAUGAGCUCUUUGCUACCACCUAUGACAGCCUCAGGGACACCAAUGCCAAUUGCAUAACCAAAACCCGUGACCUAAUUGGGGCAAGAGCGAUUUUCUGGGAUCUGAGAGACAUGUUCCUAAUACAGUUGUACAAUGGCACAGUCGAAGGCGCCCGUCUGGAAAGAAUACUCCCUCACAUUGAUUCUGUCCUUGAUACUGUAUGCAGUUUGAGUUAUGAGGACUCACGGGAUAUGGUGGUUUUAAGCAUCUGCCGAUCCGCUCUGGAAGCUUAUGUUCGAGUGCUACUUGAUGGAGGGCCAACCCGUGCAUUUUCGGAUUCAGACAUCACCUUGAUGGAAGAGGAUCUCGGUAUUUUGAAAGAAUUCUUCAUUGCCGACGGAGAGGGUCUUCCUCGUUCACUAGUUGAGCAAGAAGCAAAACAGGCGAAAGAGAUCCUCGACUUGUUCUCUCUCGAGAGCGAUAUGCUUAUUCAGAUGCUAAUGACUGCGAGCGAGCUCAUCAACAUGGGAGUGAGUUCAGAGCAGCGGCGCUUGGAGGAUGCACAAACUCUUGUUAGAGUUCUUUGCCACAAGAAAGACCGUAACGCCUCCAAGUUCUUAAAGCGCCAGUACGAGCUUCCUAUGUCAUCAGAGUAUGAAGAUGUAACAUCGAAUCUGCCUGCUUUAUCCGAAAUCGUGAGAAGCACAUCCACCCACUGGAGUACAACAAGCCAGAAUAGUUUCAGUUCCAUCAAGAAGAAGAUUCAGGAGGCAACAUCUGAAAUCAGGAACAACUCAGGAUGGUAGAACCUGUGUUUUUAGAUACCUUUGUACCCUAACUCAAUGAACCUUUGUUCUCAGA